This is a messenger RNA of Acanthocheilonema viteae, 762 nucleotides long. The record is from the annotation of a GenBank genome assembly. NCBI's taxonomy places the organism in Eukaryota, Metazoa, Nematoda, Chromadorea, Rhabditida, Onchocercidae.
AUGCUUGUUACAUCAGAACACUCUACCAUCUGUCAUGAAGUGGAUGCAAACGAAUUAACAGGUUUAUGUUCAGUCGGUAAUGCUGAUCCAUGGGCUUUAUUUGGCUUCAUUAUCGUACCAAAAUUGAUUUUUGUUGUGGUUGGCAGUUGUUUGAUUGUGGCUGGUUUCUCAAGUAUGUGCCGAGAACGUGAUUCUUUUAGGAGACGAGGAACAGAUACAUCAAAACUGGAGAAGCUAAUGGUGAAAAUGGGUAUCUUCAGUGCGCUUUAUAUAAUUCCAGCAAUAACAAUAAUUAUUUGCGACAGCUACCAUAUGUUCAUUCUGAUGCAGUGGCAUCCAGCAACUAUUGCUUGCAAAAUACAUGGCGGAAUAGAAAAGGGCCAUUGUAAAAGGCCUGCAUUACCGCAGGUUGAAUUGUAUUUUUUGAAUAUAUUCAUGUCAUUGGUAAUUGGCAUUUCAACAGGAAUGUGGACUGUUUCUUCGAAAACAUUCCAUUCCUGGCAACGAGCUAUCUGUUGCGGUCUAUGCUCCACAGCGCCUGCGAAAUAUGGUUCUGGUGGUGGAGUGACCAGUUCGCUAACCAAUUCUGCGACACUUGGAGCUGCUAAUCGACCGCUUAUCCCAACAGCAAAUCCACCACCUGUUCCACCACCACAUCAUCAUUACAUGCCUAUGACCGUAUCUUCCUUACCACCAAGCCAUAUUACUGGGGCGCAAAAUGCUAUUUCUGCUGCUGCUUGGAAGCAAUCGAAAAUUAUGUAA